This is a messenger RNA of Daldinia vernicosa, 1842 nucleotides long. RefSeq lists its product as uncharacterized. Bases 115 to 1713 code for a protein of 532 amino acids. The transcript has a single exon. The record is from RefSeq and is a predicted model, not a curated record. Lineage: Eukaryota; Fungi; Ascomycota; Sordariomycetes; Xylariales; Hypoxylaceae.
UCCGUCCGUUGAUUCUAUUGCCACAGUAUUGCUAGGUAAUGUGGACAUACAUAUUCUGACGCUGCCAUAACAAAAUGUUCUUUUCAUUGUUAGUACCUUAUAUAGAAGGUGGAAAUGGCUAGAGGUAUAGCGUCCCCGUACAUUUGCGCUCGAUGCGCUCAUGCGCUACUUGCCCGAAACACCCAAAUCCCCGCGAUUAACCAAUGGAAAAGUUAUGCAACCAAGUCUACUCAUUCUCCAGCUAGCAGCAACCCCGGCCGCCAAUCUGAGAAUACAGCCGAUGAAGAAACUAACCCUGAGCCGGGUCCUAUGACCCGCCGUCUACAAGAGGCUACGGAGGAGGCGUUGCUUACGGGAGGGAGAGCCGGUCGACGAUCGGUGGAAGAUGCCGGUUUCUCAGACGAAUUAAAAGAACGUCUUCUCGCGAGAGUUAAAGAUGCCGAGUUUCGAUCCGAACACGCCGCAGCUUUCGCCGAAGCCGGCAUGCCAUCUGCUGCUGGCGUGGGUACCCGUCUCGCGGCAACAAGUCAGCCAUGGACAGGUACUGAAGCUACUGAAGACGCCGUUUUACGGAUGCUUGAUGACGCACAUAAGCCUCUGAAUAAAGAUUUACGAGGCCGUCCAAAAAUACCCGACCUCCAACCGAUCGACAUGCGAAUUAGACAGGAACCAAAGAUGAAGGCCGGGCACAGGGCUGCCAACGCCAGGGAUAAGGCUUCUGCAUACACAGGCAUGGGUAUGAAAGAGGCACAAAAUGGACUCAGUGAAAAAGAGAGAGAGGCGAUGAGGAAGGAAUUCCGCGAUCGCUUUAGACCCGCUGCCCGAGCACUACCGAAUACCUUGACAGGACUAGCUUCGUUAGCAAACGAGAGAAUUGAAGAUGCCAUCGCGAGAGGACAGUUCAAGAACAUCCCAAGAGGCAAGGGAGUUGAACGAGAUACGAGAAGUGACAAUCCGUUCAUAGAUACGACCGAGUACAUUAUGAACAAGAUGAUCAAGCGUCAAGAGAUAGUACCGCCGUGGAUUGAGAAGCAGCAAGAAUUAUCGAAAGCCGCGCACGUGUUCCGGGCUCGGUUGCGAAAUGAUUGGAGACGUCACGCUGCCCGUAUGAUCGCAAGUAAGGGCGGCUCACUCGAAGAUCAGAUGAAUCGGGCAAGGCAAUACGCGAAAGUCGAAGUAAUACACAACCCGCGAAAGCGCAACGUCGACCAGAUAGCAGUACCUACGAAUUCGACAGACGAUCCAGUCAUGGCCAAAAUGAGGCAACAAGCGUCCUUGGAAACGAAUCCCGAACCGGCGCCGGAGACUGCUGCUAGUGCGGCGGCAACUCAGGAGAUUUCAUUGCCACCCUUCCGAGAUCCCGAUUGGUUGGCCACGGAAAAGUCUUACAUGGACCUCUCCAUUAGCCAUCUGAACACUCUUACGCGAUCCUAUAAUUUGAUGGCACCUGAUCUCGCAAAGAAGCCGUAUUUCUCACUUGAACGAGAGUUAAAUAACUGCUAUGCGGAUGUUGCGCCGCAACUUGCAGAUGAAAUAAAGGACAGGGCCAGUAGCUCGGCGAGAUCCCUAUCAGGCGGGGUUGGAAAUACCCCUAGCAAUAUCUUAGAUCGCUUUGGGAACGGCGGACAUACUGCAAAGGUAUACGACUCGAAAGCACCCCAUUACGGAUUCAAGGAGAUGUGGCGAGAUCUCUGGAAUCGUCAAGCCAGUUAGAAGUUUUUGUCUAUCCUUUUGUAGCAUUAUGUAGCUAAGAUAUAACCACUCGACUAUCGCCUCUAGGAAAUCGCUUAUAACUAGAAUCCCAGCCUAUAGUUGCAUAUUCUCGAAACGCGCUUACACGUU